UUCCCGUGUACGAAUACAUGUCGCGGGACUCUGCUCGGUCUAUCAUAAUGGUAUUGGUACGAGUUUUCCGAAAAAUAUGCUGAAAAAGGAUACACCAAAAGUUUUCUAAUAAUUGUCUAAUCGCCUUUCAUUGAAAGAAAAUUUAAAGAUUUAAUCCUUAAUUAGUGCCGCAGAAUCGAAAUUAUUUGUACGGAUUUGUCGAGUCAACAAUCCUUUACAAAGCGCUAUAGUUAUCGCUGUAUUCGAGCAUUACGCCGAGGUUUGGAAAAAGGAUAAAUUCAAUUCAGUCAAUACGCACCACCAGAAACCGAGUUUUCCAUUUUGCGAAUAGAAUAUGGUUGAAAUGUAUAUCGCGCGUACAAAGUGAAAAUUGCCAAAAAUGCCUUCCUACCGCAAUGCCAUUUAUCGACGUUGUGGGCUGCGGGCUGACCAACAACAGUUUGGCGAAAUGCUGAAGAAAUGAAAGAAAAUCGCAAGUUGGAUUGCCAGCUUUUCCGUAAUAAAAUCGGUAGUUUUCUUGUAUGGUCAGAUGUGUAAUGAACUGCAGAUUCGGAUUACGUCCACCCAAUAAAGUAUGAUGGAAGAUCCAUUUUUUGUGGUGAAAGACGAAGUAUUCAAGGCACUAAACAAAACACGCGGAUUAUAUCUCCGGUGGCGUGAACUGAAUGAUGCACUUUCCGGUGGCACAACAGCUGAAGCCGAUUGGACCACAACAGAGUUAAAAAAUUCUCUCCGCAGCAUCGAGUGGGAUCUCGAGGACCUCGAGGACACGAUCAGUAUUGUAGAGAAAAAUCCUAGCAAAUUUAAGAUCGACAACAAAGAACUCUCAAGUCGACGUCAUUUCAUCGACGCUACCAGAGAUGAGGUCAAGUCUAUGAAAGAUCGUAUGAGCAUCAACCGCAACAGGGAUCGCGAUAUAACGGCCAGACAACCGCUCUUGGAUAACUGCGACAACGGUUCACCUCAGAAUCUAGCGACCAAAAAUCUUAUCAACAAUAACUGUCUGAACGCUGGUGCAAACGGAAUUAUCUUGCACAGCGGAGGUGUGAUCAGCUGCAAUUUAAACAACAAUAAUUUGAACAAUCUAGCUGGAACUGGUAAAAAUCUGAUCAGCUCAGCCGGUGCAGCAAUGGCCGCCUCACGACAUAGUGGUGCCAAAUACUCCAAGUUGGAGAACAACCUGGACGACAGCCCUACCCAUUAUGCACCGUCCUCUUCGUCGGUGAUGUUGGACGGCGGUAGCACCCGAUUCGUUGAGGAUAACCUGGCGACCCAACACCGUAUCAUGGCUUCCCAAGACGAACAACUCGAUGUGAUCAGCGAUUCGAUUGGCACCCUCAAAACCGUUUCUCGGCAGAUUGGGAUUGAGCUGGAGGAGCAGUCAGUAAUGCUGGAUGAGCUUGGCAACGAGUUGGAACAAACGGAUUCGAAGCUCGACUCAACCAUGAAGAAAAUGGCCAAAGUAUUACACAUGAAUAAUGAUCGCCGUCAGUGGAUGGCCAUAGUAGUGUUAUCGAUUGCAUUGCUUGUUGUGAUAGUGAUCUACAUUAUACUUUAGGUCUACAUCUUACGGUGUGUAUGGUUAAGCGCCAAUUCAAUACCGUUGUGGAGUAUUUCACUUAGUUGCAACGAAACUUAUAUACCUAGCACUUUAACGUAGAUAAGGAAUGGAGAAAAAAACAACAACAACAAAAUGCAAUGACUGAAGGAAGAUUACUGCAACAUAUAUCAAGUAUCAAUAGCAAGAUUUCAGUACAUUCGCUAGAUUCCAAUCAAAAAUGAUUCCAGCAGCUGUAAGGCAAGAUUCCCCGAAUUGCAUAGCUUAUGCUAUGUGAGGUCUGUGGAAAAUGGAUUAGGUUUUCAUAAAAAAACCAUUCAAAAUAGAAUUCGACUCUAUACUUUCUUAAUAGCAUUAGAAAUCUGGUGUGUAUGCCGAUCAAAAAGUGAUUAAUGUAAAGAUUGUAACCAUAAGGUAAACUGGUAACGAGGUUUGCACUGCUCGUUUGAAUUAUACAAAUCCCCGUGUACAUAGAUAUGGACCGGUAUUCCCAAAAUUAUGACACGAAUAUAAGCUCUUCAAAAUGUAAACAAAAAAAAUAUAUAAUUACACAUUUUUCCACGAUGCAUAGAACCAUGGAAACCAUUACAGUAGAAACUUGAAGUUAAUGUGAACAUCACUAACAGAUUUAUAUUGCACCUGGCACCGGAAAUCGCCUGGCAGGUUUCCAUUCCUUUAACAUACUAUAUAUCUUACUGCUAAGAAUUCCCUUCACUAGAGUUGAAAUAAUUUUGUAAAAAAAAAACAAAUCUAGUCACAGUUUAUUCCUUUAAGAAUGCAUCAAAGUAAAAAUAUUAUUUGCAACACCCCGGGUCUGUUUCCGGUUUAUGUUAUUAUAAACGAGUAUCUCAAAGAAACUUCAUGGCUUAAGUUACAGUAUACCCGAAGUACCUAUGGCCAAAUUUUCAAAUAUUUUGAACGCAUUUUCUUGAGUACUGAUAUCAUUUAAGAAAACCAGCAAUAGUACGGUUAGAACAGUUUUCUUUUGAUACGGUUUUUUUUUGUUUUAAAUAAAAUACUGAACAACAGAAACUCGUAAAGUCAAA
Messenger RNA from Uranotaenia lowii, 2604 nucleotides. Its product is annotated as syntaxin-10. Bases 575 to 1558 code for a protein of 327 amino acids. Gene Ontology annotation, cellular component: membrane. NCBI's taxonomy places the organism in Eukaryota, Metazoa, Arthropoda, Insecta, Diptera, Culicidae. The transcript has 5 exons. Gene Ontology annotation, molecular function: SNAP receptor activity. Gene Ontology annotation, biological process: intracellular protein transport; Golgi vesicle transport. The record is from RefSeq and is a predicted model, not a curated record.